This is a messenger RNA of Nicotiana attenuata, 2216 nucleotides long. RefSeq names its product heat stress transcription factor A-1-like. Gene Ontology annotation, cellular component: nucleus. The transcript has 3 exons. The record is from RefSeq and is a predicted model, not a curated record. Gene Ontology annotation, molecular function: RNA polymerase II cis-regulatory region sequence-specific DNA binding; DNA-binding transcription factor activity. Gene Ontology annotation, biological process: regulation of transcription by RNA polymerase II. The coding region runs from base 245 to 1738 and encodes 497 amino acids. NCBI's taxonomy places the organism in Eukaryota, Viridiplantae, Streptophyta, Magnoliopsida, Solanales, Solanaceae.
CGCGUCCUCUAGUUUCCAAUUUCCACCGCUUGGUGCCAGUCAGUCUCUCCCUUACUCCCCUUCAACUCCUUUCUCCUCUCUUUAGCUCACUGUACAGCGACAUUUUCCCUCUCUUUGCUUCUCUUCGGAUCUCGAUACUUCCAUUUUUUGCAUAAUUCUCUCUCUAUAUUUUUUUGAAUUCAGCUUUCGCUGUAUAUCUAUUUCUGUAGAGCUUGUGAGUGUAUUGAGGAAACGGUGCGAUUGAAUGGACGGAGUUCAUGAGAACACGGCGGUAGGGAAUUCGCCGCCGCCUUUUCUGAGCAAGACGUAUGACAUGGUUGAGGAUCCGUCGACGGAUUCUGUGGUGUCGUGGAGUAAGAGUCACAACAGCUUUGUUGUGUGGAACGUGCCGGAGUUUGCUAGAGAUGUUUUGCCCAAGUAUUUCAAGCACAAUAAUUUCUCCAGCUUCGUCAGACAGUUGAAUACUUACGGUUUCAGGAAGGUUGAUCCGGAUCGCUGGGAAUUUGCAAACGAGGGAUUUCUUAGAGGCCACAAACACCUGUUGAAGAGUAUAAGCAGGCGAAAACCCUCUCAGGUGCAGGGUCAUCAGCAAACCACCCCCCAAGUGCAAAAUGCAUCUGUUGGAUCUUGUGUUGAAGUUGGGAAGUUCGGAAUAGAGGAUGAGGUGGAAAGGCUUAAAAGAGAUAAGGAUGUUCUUAUGCAGGAGCUGGUUAAGUUGAAACAGCAGCAGCAGGCGACGGAUCACCAAAUGCAGACUGUUGGGCAGCGUUUCCAAUUAAUGGAGAAAAGGCAACAGCAAAUGAUGUCAUUCCUUGCCAAGGCCAUGCAGAGCCCUGGCUUUGUAGCCCAACUGGUACAUCAACAGAAUGGGAGUAACAGGCGUAUUGCUGGAAUGAAUAAGAAAAGGAGACUUCCUGACCAGGAUGAAGAAAAUGUUGCAGGCAAUCCUGUUAAUAUGUCGCGAGAUGGACGGAUAGUCAGGUAUCAACCUUCAAUGAACGAGGCAGCAAAAGCAUUGCUGCGGCAGAUUCUGAAAAUAAAUGCACCUGGGAGGCUGGACAACAGACUUAAGAACACAAAUGGUCUUUUGACUGAUAAUCCCCUCUCUCCCAAGAAUGCACUUAGUUGUGAUACAUCCAGUCGUAUUUCUGGGGUUACCCUCUCUGAAGUAUUGUCAAUGUCUUCACAGUCUCAUAUAAUCUCAGAUUCAGGAUUUCCAUUCAACUCUUGUUCAUCUGUCAUGUCUGAGAGCCAAUCUUCAACUACUGUGGUUCCUGGGGAGGCCAAAGUUCCUAAGUUACCCGAAACGGAUGCUCUGAACUCUCUCACAGACCAUGAUUUGCCUGAAUUUUCUCAAGAACAAAGGAUUAAUAGACAGGAAACUUUUGGAAUAACUGGCCUCAAGAGGCCUGAGACUGGAAAUGUGCCAUAUAUUGACAACACGCAAGCCAUUUUGGAUGGUGUAACAGCAAUUGCCCCUGAUGGAUUUUCGGCAGACACCCAUGUCGAUGUCCUGCUAGAUGAUGUGCCUAAGCUUCCAGCGAUUAAUGAUAUUUUCUGGGACCAGAUUCUUUCUGCAAGCCCUCUUACUGGGGAUACGGAUGAAAUUGGUAUGGAAGAUGGCUUAGAAAAGGAAGAGGAUUUUCUAGGAGUUCAGGAGAACGAUUUGGAUAAACUAAACCAUAUGUGUCAUCUUACUGAACAGAUGGGGCUUCUUUCAUCAGCAGCCCAGAUUUGAUGAUUUCAUGGAUUUUAUUUGAACACUGCAACAACAGAGGUGGACGCACUGAACUGGUUGGCAUUAACAAGCUUGUUAUGAAGGACUGAUCUUCACUACUAAUGAUGUUCUGAGUAGUGAAAAGGGGACCCCCAAAAGAAAAAGGGCUGUGUCUGAUCUUGUAUUAGUUUUUUGGUGCAUAUGUAUGUAGACUUUGUAUGGAUAUUAUCCAGCACAACGGUUAGGUAAAAAAGAAUACUAAAUAGUUGUUUACUUGUUAAGAAAGUAAAAAAGGGCACGGUAGAAAGUUGUUGCAGAGGAUCUGUUUGUAAAUUUUGCUGUUUACAUAAGCAACUACUAUAAGGAUUUUAAUGAAGAUGCAAGCUGAUGUAUGGGUGGCUUGCUUUUUGUACAAAGAUAUUGAAUGGUAUUUGUCUGUUAUUGUGAGGUUUGUAUUCUAUGCAGGGGUUGCUUCUAGCAGCUUCUCCCACUAAAUAGA